Molecule: messenger RNA, 1321 nt
Organism: Podarcis muralis (Common wall lizard)
Lineage: Eukaryota; Metazoa; Chordata; Lepidosauria; Squamata; Lacertidae
Source: RefSeq, a predicted model, not a curated record
AGCCAGCCAGGACCAGAAGGAAACCUAUAUCCAAUCACCUACAUCAGCAAGAAGUUACUGCCUAGAGAAAAGCACCUCUCGACGGUUGAGAAAGAAUCCUUGGACAUUGUGGCGGAUGCCUUAUCACAAAAACCAGAGAGUGAAGGAUGAACAAAGACAAUCAACAAUUUACUUGUUUUUGCAGGCAAUGCAACCAGAGGAGAAAUACCUUUUCACAUACAAAGGAUGUUAUUUCCGGCCAGUAUUUACUUCAGUGGAGUACUUAGAUUCCCUGGAGGAUUUUGAAAUAAGAGACAGUGAUGUGUUUUUAGUCACUUAUCCAAAAUCAGGCACAAUAUGGACCCAAAAUAUUUUGAGCUUGAUUUAUCAUGAAGGUCACCGAGAUGGAACCGAAAAAGUCUACUUACUAGACAGGGCUCCGUGGCUGGAGUACAAUGUCCGCAAUGUGGAUUACGUCAGUCGUCCAUCACCUCGCCUCUUUGCUUCCCAUCUACCCUACUAUUUAGUACCCAAAGGGUUAAGGAACAUAAGAGCAAAAGUUGUUUAUGUGGCCAGAAACCCAAAGGAUGUCUUGGUUUCCUUUUACCAUUUUUCCAAAACUAUAGCCAAAUAUGAAGAGGUAGAAGAUUUUGGAAUUUUCAUGGAGAGGUUUUUGGCUGGGAAGGUAUAUGGAGGUUCAUGGCUGGACCAUGUGGGAGGCUGGUACUCUCACAAGGAUGACUUCAAUAUUCUGUUUCUUACCUAUGAAGAAAUGAAGAAGGAUCUGAGAAGCUGUGUCUUGAAAUUAUGCAACUUCCUGGGAAAGAGACUGACGGAAAAGGAGGUGGAUGCUGUUGUGGAUCAGGCUACAUUUAAUAAAAUGAAAGCAGAUCCCAGGGCAAACUAUGAGUUCAUGCCACCGGAUCUCAUGGACCACAGCAAAGGACAUUUUCUUCGGAAAGGGAUGGAAUAUAUCUGGAGUUAUGGAUAUUUAUUUGACCACCACAAUGCACGUUCUUUCUGUCUGCUUCCUGGGCCAGGCACUGUUGGAGACUGGAAGAACACGAUGACAGUCGCACAAAGUGAAAGGUUUGACAGCGUUUUUAAGGAGAGAAUGGAAAAGCUGCCCAUCGAGUUCUGCUGGGACAUCCAUGAUGAAUUAUGAGUCUGCCUUCAGCCUGGAAGGAUGAAAUAAAGUACACUGUAUGCAUUUAAUCCAGCCCUAUUUGUAAGAGUUAGUAAAAAACAAACAAACUCUCAUAUGGCUUAACAGCUUCCUAAUGUUCGAAUAUGCACAAUAUUUUUUUAAAAAACACCACAAUAAAAUUACAUUUGUACUAUC